Molecule: messenger RNA, 1285 nt
Organism: Chlorocebus sabaeus (green monkey)
Lineage: Eukaryota; Metazoa; Chordata; Mammalia; Primates; Cercopithecidae
Gene: RAD1
Product: RAD1 checkpoint DNA exonuclease
Biological process (GO): DNA damage checkpoint signaling; DNA repair
Cellular component (GO): nucleus; checkpoint clamp complex
Source: RefSeq, a predicted model, not a curated record
GUGACGGUGGCCGAGGUGGAGGGCAGGUCUGAAGAGUGGCGGGACCCGCUCCACUUCCUAGGCGAUUUCUCGGAGCUGUCUAGCUCCUCGUCAGGGAUUUCCUGGGAAGGUCUCUCGGGCGUCCAGACCCCACCGCAAAGUCCCUUCAGGUGUUUGGCGAUCCGCCGAGCAGGUGUUGGCCCCAGGAGCAUUUCCUUCCGGGCCGAAUGCGCAGUGGACGAUGCCCCUUCUGACCCAGCAGAUUCAAGAUGAGGAUGAUCAGUACAGCCUUGUGGCCAGCCUUGACAACGUUAGGAAUCUCUCCACUGUUUUGAAAGCUAUUCAUUUCCGAGAGCAUGCCACGUGUUUCGCAACUAAAAAUGGUAUCAAAGUAACAGUGGAAAAUGCAAAGUGUGUGCAAGCAAAUGCUUUUAUUCAGGCUGGAAUAUUUCAGGAAUUUAAAGUUCAGGAAGAGUCUGUUACUUUUCGAAUUAAUUUAACUGUCCUUUUAGACUGUUUGUCUAUUUUUGGAUCAAGUCCUAUGCCAGGGACUUUAACUGCACUUCGGAUGUGUUACCAAGGUUAUGGUUACCCUUUGAUGCUGUUUCUGGAAGAAGGAGGAGUGGUAACAGUCUGCAAAAUCAAUACGCAGGAACCUGAGGAGACCUUGGAUUUUGAUUUCUGCAGCACCAAUGUUAUUAAUAAAAUUAUUCUGCAGUCAGAGGGGCUCCGUGAAGCAUUUUCUGAAUUGGAUAUGACGAGUGAAGUCCUACAAAUUACCAUGUCUCCUGACAAGCCUUAUUUCAGGUUAUCUACUUUUGGAAAUGCAGGAAGUUCCCACCUUGACUAUCCCAAAGAUUCUGAUUUGAUGGAAGCAUUUCAUUGUAAUCAGACUCAAGUCAACAGAUACAAGAUUUCUUUACUGAAACCCUCUACAAAGGCAUUAGUCCUAUCUUGUAAGGUAUCUAUUCGGACAGAUAACAGAGGCUUCCUUUCAUUACAGUAUAUGAUUAGAAAUGAAGAUGGACAAAUAUGUUUUGUGGAAUAUUACUGCUGCCCUGAUGAAGAAGUUCCUGAAUCUUGAGUCUUGAGUAUGACAAUUCACUGAUAUUUAUGUGUACAUUUAUGACAGAUGAAGUUCUUAUUCUGAGUACAGUACUCUUUAUAAUUUCAUAUUGGAUUUUCUAUAGAGAAGAAGCACGAUGGGGAAGAUAGGAGCAAGGUCGUGUACCUAAUAGUUACUGUGUUUUCUAAAUACAUUUUGUAGAGGGCAUGUAAAUAAAUGUUUUCAUGUAGUCAUAGAUUA